AUGGGUCACCACCACGACGGUGGCGAUGGCGUCCCUCAACAUGUCAAUAGCCCUCGAUUCUCCGGUCCUAUGACUCGCCGUGCUCAAUCUUUCAAACGCGGCGGCUCCGGUGGUAGCAGUAGCAACAACAACGUCGGCGUCAGUGCGGGUGACAACAAUACCGGCUCAAGCUUGAGAGUUCACCACGAGAUCGAUCUACACCUCUCACCCAGAUCAGAGAUCGCUUCUGGUUCGGGUCCGGAUCUUCAAACGACUGGGUUUGAUUCGGCUCUCAAUCGGAAACAUCAGACGUAUGGUCACUUGAGAGAGAGAGUUGUAAAAGGUCUGUUGAGGAAACCGAUGGGCUCCGUUGUUUCGGAUUUCAGUUUGAGAGAGAAGAAGAAACUUGGUCAUUGGAUGUUCUUCGUCUUCUGUGGUGUUUGUUUGUUUAUGGGUGUUUUCAAGAUUUGUGCUACUGGUUGGUUUGGAUCUGCCAUUGAUGGAGCAGCUUCUGAUCAGGAAUUAUCCAACUCCAUACCCAAAGUUAAUCUACUAGAUCAUAGCUCACAUGAUUAUAUCUAUAAAGAUGGAGGAAAUGAUGUUGAUCCAACUUUGGUUACGGAUUCUUCAGGCGUGGCGAGUGACCAAAGCGGUGUGGUUGAAUAUUCAGGUGUGUGGGCAAAACCUGAGAGUGGGAAUUUCUCGCAGUGCAUCGACACUGCCAGGCGUCGCAAAAAGUUAGGUGCUAAUACGAAUGGAUACCUUCUGAUAAAUGCUAAUGGAGGACUAAACCAAAUGAGAUUUGGGAUAUGUGAUAUGGUUGCAGUGGCUAAAAUAAUGAAGUCAACUUUAGUUCUUCCCUCGCUUGACCACAGUUCAUAUUGGGCAGAUGACAGUGGCUUUAAGGAUCUAUUUGAUUGGCAACACUUCAUUGAAGAGUUGGAAGAUGAUAUUCACAUAGUUGAGACCCUGCCUUCAGAAUUAGCUGGAAUCGAGCCUUUCGUUAAGACGCCCAUAUCGUGGUCUAAGGUUGGUUACUACAAGAAAGAGGUCCUUCCAUUGUUGAAACAGCAUGUUGUAAUGUACUUAACUCACACUGAUUCCCGGCUUGCUAACAACGAGCUGCCUAAUUCUGUACAAAAGCUGCGUUGCCGUGUAAACUAUAGGGCACUGAAAUAUUCAGCUCCAAUAGAGGAACUAGGAAGCGUUCUAGUUUCUAGAAUGAGACAGGACAGAGGUCCAUACCUUGCUCUUCAUUUAAGGUAUGAGAAGGAUAUGCUGGCUUUCACUGGCUGCAGUCAUAGUUUGACAGCUGAAGAAGACGAAGAACUACGCCAGAUGAGGUAUGAGGUGAGUCACUGGAAAGAAAAAGAAAUAAAUGGAACAGAGAGAAGACUGCAAGGUGGGUGUCCCUUGACUCCGAGGGAGACCUCACUUUUGCUGAGGGCUUUGGAGUUCCCAUCCAGCUCCAGGAUUUACCUCGUAGCUGGUGAUGGUUAUGGAAAUGGAAGCAUGGAUCCUCUCAACACAGAUUUCCCCAACAUUUUCUCACAUUCAACUCUUGCCACGGAAGAAGAGCUACGUCCUUUUAAUAAUCACCAGAAUAUGUUGGCUGGUUUAGAUUAUAUUGUUGCACUUCAGAGUGAGGUAUUUCUCUACACAUAUGAUGGGAACAUGGCGAAAGCAGUUCAAGGUCACAGGCGAUUCGAGAACUUUAAAAAGACCAUAAAUCCAGACAAGAUGAACUUUGUGAAACUUGUUGAUGCCUUGGAUGAGGGCAAAAUAUCUUGGAAAAAGUUCAGUUCCAAAGUAAAAAAGCUACACAAAGACCGAAAUGGAGCUCCAUAUAACAGAGAGUCAGGGGAGUUCCCGAAGCUGGAAGAGAGUUUCUAUGCAAAUCCUCUUCCCGGGUGUAUUUGCGAGACUACAGAAGAAGAGGGUAGGAUGUGA
This is a messenger RNA of Arabis nemorensis, 1929 nucleotides long. Lineage: Eukaryota; Viridiplantae; Streptophyta; Magnoliopsida; Brassicales; Brassicaceae. The record is from the annotation of a GenBank genome assembly.